CUCCUGACUCUCAACACACAUUCUCGCCAUCCACUCUCCUGGCACCUUGUUUUGGCUAUGAGUCAAUACGUCCACGUCCCGAAAACUGAGCUCGACGAGUCUCAAAUCAGAGAGUUGGAGGAAUAUGAAAUCUCACAGGGUCCCCUUUCCGUCCUUCAGCAGGCAGUCCGUAAUCAAUCGCAAGUCUUGAUAUCACUGAGGAACAACAAGAAGCUGUUGGCAAGAGUCAAAGCAUUUGAUAGACACGCCAACAUGGUCUUGGAGAAUGUCAAAGAGAUGUGGACAGAAACACCGAAAGGCAAGGGAAAGAAUCCCAUCAACAAGGACAGGUUCAUCUCCAAAAUGUUCUUGAGAGGCGAUUCUGUCAUUCUAGUGCUCCGGAAUGCUGCUUGAGCAGAUGAGCAGGAAUUCACAGAGGGCAGUUCGAUGCGUACACAGACAACGAUGUAUUUACAGAAUGA
Messenger RNA from Kockovaella imperatae, 461 nucleotides. RefSeq names its product putative pre-mRNA splicing factor. Gene Ontology annotation, biological process: spliceosomal snRNP assembly; RNA splicing. NCBI's taxonomy places the organism in Eukaryota, Fungi, Basidiomycota, Tremellomycetes, Tremellales, Cuniculitremaceae. Gene Ontology annotation, molecular function: RNA binding. Gene Ontology annotation, cellular component: U5 snRNP; precatalytic spliceosome; U2 snRNP. The coding region runs from base 58 to 393 and encodes 111 amino acids. The transcript is spliced from 5 exons. The record is from RefSeq and is a predicted model, not a curated record.